Messenger RNA from Sphaerodactylus townsendi, 4675 nucleotides. It is a transcript of the gene PHF24, whose product is annotated as PHD finger protein 24. Bases 305 to 1501 code for a protein of 398 amino acids. Gene Ontology annotation, molecular function: calcium ion binding. NCBI's taxonomy places the organism in Eukaryota, Metazoa, Chordata, Lepidosauria, Squamata, Sphaerodactylidae. The transcript is spliced from 9 exons. The record is from RefSeq and is a predicted model, not a curated record.
GCAGCCGUGCGGAGCUGAGGACGGUGCGGGGCGCGCAGGAGCGCCGCUUCCUCGCCGGCUGCGGGCAUUUCGUCCCCGGGGCGGGGGGGGGCAGCAGCAGCAGCAGCCCCUCUGGGUCCCGCAUCCCUGCGCCGGGGUCCAGCCCGCCCCGCAGCCCCGGAGAGCGCCGCUCGGCCCCUCCGACCUGCUGGCGCCCCGGGACGGGGCUGCAAGGACAGCCUCAGCCGCGAUGGAGCCGGCGGGGGAGAUGCGCUAGAGGGGGAGCCGCCCAGCCCAGCCCAGCCCAGCUCAGCCAAGCCCAGCCAUGGGGGUGCUGAUGUCCAAGCGCCAGACCGUGGAGCAGGUGCAGAAGGUGAGCCUGGCGGUCUCAGCCUUCAAGGACGGGUUGCGCGAUCGGCCUGCUGCCAAGCGCAAGUCCGAAGUCGCUGUGAGCAGCCGGCGGGGGACCUUGGAGGACACGGUGCAAGAACUGCGAGAGGAGGAGGCGGAAGGGGUCUCUUCGACAGGCCCCAGCCAGCAGGAGGACAGGAGGGCCCGAAGAGCGGCCUGGGAGCGCCUGCGGGACGGGCGCGGGGUGGAGCCCGAGGAGUUCCACCGUGCCAGCAGCUUCAUGCCACCCGCCUUUGCCCGCCCCACUCCGAGCAAGCACAGCAACGAGCCCAUUCAGAUCAGCCUGGAGCAGCAGGAGCAGGUGACCAAUGACGAGAUGUGCGACGUGUGUGAGGUGUGGACGGCCGAGAGCCUCUUCCCCUGCCUCAGCGAGAUGGGCUUCCUGCCCCAGGAGAAAGGCGGCGAGCUCAUUGAAGCCGCCCACACCGAGAUCGGCUGGAGCUGCUACCGCUGUGACAACCUCAACCUUCUCCUCACUGAGGAAGAGAUGGGCCUCCUGGCCGAAUCUUUCAAGCAAAGCAAGGUCAGCCCAGAGAGUCAGCUGAGCCUGGAGGACUUCCUGAGCUACAAGCGCUUGGCGAGCCAACAGGAGGGCGUUCAGAACCACAGCGAGGAGCAGGAGGAGCGCGACGCCCUGCAGUUUGCCGCCCUGGACCCCGAGAAGACGGGGCACGUCGAGUGGGCAGAUUUCCUCUCCCACGAGUCCAUCUUGCUGCUCCAGAGGACCCGCACGCAGAACUCUCUGCUCCACCUGCUGACGGGCAAGGAGAGGGAGAGGGCGAGAGCCGCGUUCCGGGCCCUGGACCAGCAGGGGGACGGGCUGCUCAGUGAGGCGGAGUGCCGGCGCACCCAACACACCUGGUUCCGCAAGCGGCACAAGGAGGCCACCUCGUGCAGCGUCAGCAUUAGCCACGUGGGCCCCAUGUCGGAGAACAGCCCUGCCAGCAGCAGCAGCACCAGCAGCAGAGGCCAGGAGAAGGUGCUGCUGAGCGUGGAGCCGGAGGAGCCCAGCCGAACCGUCAACUGGCUCACCUUCCUGAGAGAGAACGCCAUCUACAUCCUGGCUGCCCGACCCAACAGUCCUGCCAUCCAUCUGAAGCCACUGGCAUAAGAGGGGCCCUGGCGUCUGGGCAGAAGGCAGAUGGACCUGGGCAAUGGGCGGGCGAGGGGGAGUGCCAGCCGUACCCAGAUCCCCUUGAUUUAUCCGAGCAGCGCCUGGCAGGCAGUGGACCAAAGGCAAGCCAGCCCCCCCCCCCCGCCUGGGAGUGGAGAGGGCUUGGAUGGCCUCCCCCCUCGCAUACACACCCCACACACACACACAUGCAGACACACACGCACAGGGGCCAGACUCUGCUUGGCUGGGACAGGACCCCAGGUUGUUGCCCACGCUGUACUUUUUGGUUGGCUCCAAGAACGAGCUGGAUCCAGACGGCUCCCCUCCCCCGUUGUCCAGCUCGGCCCUUUUCCUGCCUGCCUGCCUGGCUGGCUGCGAAGGGACUGGGCCCCAGAUCUUCCACCCGCACCUCAGAGGCCAUUGCUGCUGCUGCUGCUCUUCUUGCCCCACGGCCGAUCCCGUGCUUCCAGCUGGCCUGGAAGAGACGUGCCUCCACCUGCACGUGGUAGCAAAGAGGGCCCGUGAGGCAGCCCGUGGGCUCGUGCCUGGCAUCUACUCUCCGGUUUGUUAUUGGCCACGAGAGGAGCCGACACGGGCAUCGUGGCCCAAAGACGGACGUUCUGCACUACCAGGUGCCCCAUCGUGACUCCUCCCUGACGCUGGUCCUUUUGCACUGAUGGGCUCACAACAAGGCCCAGGAGCGAAUGGGCCCGGAGCGGCGGCGGCGGCUCAGGGGCAGAGACUCCCCUUGGCCUGCAGGAGGUGCCCGGUUCAAUCCCAGGCAGCAGCUGUAAUUAAUAGGACCAGGCAGCAGGUGAUGCAAAAGAUCGCGGAGAGCCACUGCCAACCGGAGUAGACAAGACUGACCUUGAGGGACCGGGGGGGGGCAGGGGGGGCUAAUUCAGUAUGAGGCAGCUCCUGGUGUCCAAAAGUCCGAGGGCCAUCCUGGGGGCUGGGGCAGAGGGGCUGGGGAGCCCCUUUCUGCGGCUAUUUGCAAGGGCGCCCCCUCCUCCGGCACUCUGCCGUGUUGAGCCAUAUUCCUCUCUUCCCUUUAAAAGCUCCAGCGAGCAGCCCCAGCCAGAGAGGGUGUGGACCGUCAGCCGCCACUUCCAUUCUUUCCCCCGCUUCGCAGGACAGAGGGCAGCCACUCAGCCCGUCACGAGGGACAAGGGCAUCCUUCCCAUUCCUGGCCACCUCCCGGCUGAACGCGCAGAGAUCGCAAUACCCGGGUGGUCUUUGCAGAGCCAUCCUCAGCUGGGUCCAUCCACAUCUGCCCCCCACUUCUCUCCGGUCAAGCAGACGCCUCCAGGGAGCCAAGAAGGAGAGUCGUCCCGCCCGUUCCUUGGCUCCAGCACCUGAUGGUGGCCAGCAGGACUGGGCUCUGUCCAUGGCGAUGGGUCAGUUCACAAGCCCCUCAGCUGCCAGGGAUCCUGCCUGGGGGGGGGGGGACUGGACAGAGUCACUCAAUGAGGCCAAAGCCCUGAUGGGCACUAGGAGAAAGGGAUGGUGUGUGAGGGUCACCCCUCCCCCCAGGCAUGACCCCUUCUGCUAACCGUCCCCUGGUUUGAACUUCUGCUUGCCCCCACCCCCAGGUUGACCUUCUCUGCCCGCUCUCUGCUCGAGACCCAGGAGGAGUCUUUGCCCCCUGCCCUGCCUUGCCUUGCCCUGUUUUAUCUGGACUUCAGGGGCACGUUAUAAGGCACGGUUAACUGGCACGCAUGCAUUAAAGAAGCCAUCAGUGCCACCAAGCUAAGCUGGGAAGGGAAGGUGGCACUCCCACAGUCUGGCUGAGCCCCUGGGCAUCUGUGCACCAGUGGAAACCUAGGGUGGGCAGGCUCCAUCUGGGCCCCAAUGCUGGCUUCUGAAGCAUGAAGAGGGGGCAGCUGGCCAGGGCAGAAGGCCUGGUGCCCACGUCUCCCAGGCCUGGGCAGUCCCAAGGCUCCCGACCGACUGCCAGUGACAGAGACCGCCCUGUCACUCCUGUGCCUCGAGGGAGCUAUGAGGCUGCCCGCUGAUGCUGAGCCCCAAGCAAGCCCAGCGUCCGUUCUUCCGCUGUGCCACAGCUCUGUACCACCGGCUUCGUUCUUCUGGGCCGUUCCGGCAGCACGUCUCCCAAGCGCUGCUGAAACCCGCAGGCUGCCCUGAGAUGGAUGCUGCCGCCGACUGCCAAUUCAGUUUGCUCCUGGGAGGGCAGCUCUUCCUCUCAUUGGGCGAAGCCUACUUCUUGGGGGGUGGGCAAACUGUUUCUCUCCUUCUGCGGGAAGAGCAAGAGGAGGAGGAGCUGUGGUGGCCGAGUGGGAGAAUAUCUGCCUGGCUUGCAGGAGGUCACAAGUCGGAGCUCUGGUUCAUCAGAAGGCAACUUCUUGUGUGUUCGUGGGCAUCCUGGCCAACGCUGGGUGUUAUAUGGUGGGUAAAAGGGACAGCAGGAGAACGGGGUGACGUGCUGAUGGGGCUUCCCUUGCAGCAGGGGGUGAGGAGUCUCUCCUCCCUUUGGCAAACACUCUUCUGCUUCCGGAGGUGCCCCCCAACUCCGAUCUUUCCCCACCUCUGCAGAAGCCAGGCCUGCUCACACAGGGGGUUCCGGCUUCACGUGCUACUAGGUCUCUUAAAUCAGGGGGCCAAGAGCCCAGAUGGGGAAGGAUUGCCUCAACCCCCCCCCCCCCAGCCUGGAGCUGCCCAUUUCUUUCUGCAGUGCAGCUGGGAAUCCAUUCAUAUUCACAGAGGGAGAAGAAACCCACCACCCGCCUCCCCCUUCUGUCUCCACGCCCAGUCAAGGCCGGCCCCUGUCCCGAGUGGAGGGAGAAACAGCUGGGGGGGGGGGGUUGGAACCACCAGUGGGGAUGUUGGGGUCUUGGGCCAGCCUCUGGUUGCCCACUUCAUGGCUCAAAAGCAGGGAGUCUCCUCGGUCUUCUGGAACAAAACUCACCAAGUCAGCAAAACCAUCUGCGGCUCAGGACCCUUCGAGACUUUCUGACUUGACUUCAAAACUCUCAUUUCUAUGAGAGACCCUUGAGGGGGGUUUUGCAGGACCCUGAAGAGAGGGAAACACUCGGGGGCAAGAUUGAGGAGACCCCCCCCCCCGGGCCACAAACACACAUCCCCAGCUGCUCGGGCCAAGUUCUGAGCCAAGGUCACCCAAAUGCUGUGAUCUGAAUAAAUGAUGUAAAUUAA